GUGAUCCUUGCCUACCAUUCGCACACAAAGGCUGGGAGCUCUACCAGCCUGCUCCUCCGUGUAGCGGCAAACCCGCGUCAGCGUGGGCUGAGCGACCCAGGCUUUCACCUGAAAAUGAGUGGGGAAGGGUCUUGAUGAGCCCUGGAGACCUCCCGGAGUGGGGCGGGGAGGGAGCUGACAGCCCGAGUGGAUGGAGACCGCCGGUCCCCGGGGAUCAGCUUGCGAUUAGCUGCUUCUUGUAGGCUCCGCGCGCCAGUUGAGCAUCCUGCCUGUGGUCCAGAGGGUGCUGGCGGCGCAUCUUGCGGUAUGCCUGCGUGCAUUUGAGCCAUCGCCCAGAGGCGAGCCCGCAUUCAGACACGGUGGACCGGCUCUGGCAGGGCUGCGUGCAGGCAGUGCGAAGGCUCCCCUUUAGGCGUCUGCAAAAGCCUCUCGACUGCAUGGAUUUGGCUGUUUAAUCAGCCGAGGUGACUGCCCGGGAAGAUUUGCGAGCCUGAUCGCACUCCAGCUGCUGUGACAACUUCGGGGCUGGCUGUUUACUUCUCUCGGUGCCCGGGACUCUGGUCCGCACCGCAACCACACCUGCCACUCGCCUGGCUCUGAAGUCGGCCGCGAGGACUCCUCUGACGGCAUCCCCGGGAAGGGGGAGCAAGGAGGGGUUAAAAGACGAGCAGAAACCCCCCCAACUGCUCAACCUCUCGUGACUGCCUGUGUUUUGGGGUUCUGAGAGGGACCGUGCGCUGCCCGGGGAAGCAAUGCAAGUCUCCAUAGCCUGCACAGAGCACAAUUUGAAGAGCCGGAAUGGUGAGGACAGACUUCUGAGCAAGCAGAGCUCCACCGCCCCCAAUGUGGUGAACGCAGCCCGGGCCAGAUUCCGCACGGUCGCUAUCAUCGCGCGCAGCCUGGGGACCUUCACCCCUCAGCAUCACAUUUCUCUCAAAGAGUCCACUGCAAAGCAGACUGGCAUGAAAUAUAGGAAUCUUGGAAAAUCAGGACUCAGAGUUUCUUGCUUGGGUCUUGGAACAUGGGUGACAUUUGGAGGUCAGAUUUCAGAUGAGGUUGCUGAACGGCUGAUGACAAUUGCCUACGAAAGUGGAGUGAAUCUCUUUGAUACUGCCGAAGUCUAUGCUGCUGGAAAGGCUGAAGUGAUUCUGGGGAGCAUUAUCAAGAAGAAAGGCUGGAGGAGGUCCAGCUUGGUCAUAACAACCAAACUCUACUGGGGUGGAAAAGCUGAAACGGAGAGAGGGUUGUCAAGAAAACAUAUUAUUGAAGGGCUGAAGGGCUCCCUCCAGAGGCUGCAGCUUGAGUAUGUGGACGUAGUCUUUGCAAACCGACCAGACAGCAACACCCCCAUGGAAGAAAUUGUUCGAGCCAUGACACAUGUGAUAAACCAAGGAAUGGCGAUGUAUUGGGGGACCUCGCGGUGGAGUGCUAUGGAGAUCAUGGAAGCCUAUUCUGUAGCAAGGCAGUUCAAUAUGAUCCCACCGGUCUGUGAACAAGCUGAGUACCAUCUUUUUCAGAGAGAGAAAGUGGAGGUUCAGCUACCAGAGCUCUACCAUAAAAUAGGAGUUGGAGCAAUGACAUGGUCUCCACUUGCCUGUGGAAUCAUCUCAGGAAAAUAUGGAAAUGGAGUGCCUGAGAGUUCUAGGGCCUCACUGAAGUGCUACCAGUGGCUGAAGGAAAGAAUUGUAAGUGAAGAAGGCCGAAAACAGCAAAACAAACUAAAAGACCUUUCCCCAAUUGCUGAGCGUCUGGGAUGCACACUACCUCAGCUAGCUGUUGCAUGGUGCCUGAGAAAUGAGGGUGUGAGUUCCGUGCUCCUGGGGUCCUCCACUCCCGAACAACUCAUUGAAAACCUCGGUGCCAUUCAGGCAAGUACUACAGCCGUUCCCACCAAACUCCAGGGGUAUCAUGGUCCUCAGAAGAUGUCCCCAGGGAACGUCCCAUCUCUCUCCACCUCUGUCCUUCACUGUGUCACAGUUUCCCAAAGACUACCUGUUCCUAGAUGGGGGGGUGGAGAGGACGGGGGUGCAGGGGGCAAAGGCACAAGAAGGAACAGAACCUUUAGCGUACAUGGAUCCAGGGGUGUCCUCUUCUGAAGAGGCAAUAUUCUCAAAGCUCAUUCUUCAGGAUGGGCUGUAGGACAGUGCAUUCCAAGACCCAAGCAAUGUGACACUGGGCAACGGGGUUCCCAGGCCUUACCAUAAAAACCUGCUUGAAAUGUAAUAACCACAGGACAAUAUAUGUACAUCAUUUAUUCAUUAGUUCUUUCCCCGAAUAUUUGCCAACCUACAUCGUGCCAACCGCUCUUCUGCUCCCACAGCAUCCUGUCUUCCUCCCCCUCCAUCACAGCAUUUAUGAUCGUGUGGUAGAAUUACCCGUCUCCCCUGCUGGACAGGAAGCUCCCUGAGGUCAGAGACCUGUGUCUUUCUCACAUCUCCACUGCUUUUCCAGUCCCCAGCAUACUACAUAUCCCUUAGUCAGCCAUCAAAUACCUGUGGAAUGAAUGUUUCCCGCAUUUGAAAGAAGAACUAGGCUCAAAAUUCUAUUUUGGACUUCCAGGAUCACAUCUUCCCUAGCUGCCAAUUCAGGACUAACCACCCACUCUUUCCUCCGCACGGACAGGAACUGGUAGGAGCCUGCAGCUGUAAUCCGGGGAGCCCGUAAGGGCAGUGAGAGGGGAAGUGGGAUUGAGAUGUUCCUGGGAGUUCCAUCUGUGGAGAGGGUGGGGCUGGCAGCUACUGUGACCAUCCCCUACCCCCGAAGGCCACACCUCAGUCCUGAGCCUGUCCCACUCUCAGCCUGAGGGUCCUGAGAAGGAGCCUGCCCACUACUCUUGCCACAGCCACCACCUACCAAAACCGGUAUGAAUGUGUAUUUUCCUAUUGCUCCCUGGGGAAUAGAACGUCUCCCCCGCCCAUCUGUUCCUGAAGCAAGCCCUGUGAACCCUCCCAAAAGGAAACACAUGGACGUGGGAACAAACGUCAUUAAACUUUUUAAAAUGUUUAAAACCCUUUUGGCAAAUAGCCCAGGAUAUGCUGGGAUAUAAAUGGUGCUAACCUCCCUCCCUUCCUCCCACCAUCACUUUCUUAGGGCUCUGCAGCAGGGUAAUCACCUCUGCCCCUGCCACAAAGAACCCCUUGGAGGCCCCCAACUCCUCCUGGAUUCUGUGGGCUUCCAUCCCUGCAUGGGGAAUGCUCCCUCUUAUGAAAACCACCCCUACCUUAUUUUCACUUAUGCUCUGGGAAAAGACAAGGAGGAAUGACCAUGGAGGAAACAGAGGUACAUACAGUCUGUACACAAUGGAAUAUCCAAUGAUUUCAAUUCCAUUCAUAGCUCUUAUGUAUUAGACGUUUGGCACCACGCUAGGCAGAGUACUGAGAAAAAAACAGGCCUCUGCCCUCACGAGCUCACAGGCUGGCUGAGAGUGAAUUCAGAAAUCUGUCUCUUAGUUCAUUCACAUCUUUGAGAGCCUACUACGUACCAGGCACUGGAGACACCAUAGGAAAACAAGAACGAUACUGUCCGAGCUUCAAGGAGUUUACAUUCCAGUGGGAGAGGCACAUAAUAAACAUGAAAUAAUUUCAAAAUGUGAGGACUAUUAAGUAACUGAAGAAGGUUCUGUGGUAGAGACUAAUUGAGAAGGGGGUGGGCCUACUUUAGGUGAUGUUUUUGCCCCCAGGCCUCUCUGGGAUAUGCAUAUUGUAAAGCUCAGGGAAGAGGAGAAAUGUGCAACACCCAAGCAUGAGCAUUCCAGGCACAGUGGGGAACAGUGCAGAGGCCUGGAGAGGGGAAGGAACUUGGCUUUUUCCAGAAACCACCAGCCCAAGGCUAAUGUGGCCAACGUGUCGUGACCACAAGGGGUAGUGGGUGCAUGGAAGUGGAUGCAGGCAGGAGACAGAUUUCACAGGAUGCUGAACAGGUCAGUCUUGUACAUGCCACAAAUCCUUGGGAGCAUUUUAAGAGGGACAUGCUGUUAUUUGAACUUUUAAAGAUGGUGCUGGCUGCUGGGUAGAAAGUGGAAUGAAGAAAGGCAAAGGCAGUUGCCCAAGCGACAGGAGAUGGCUGGGGCUAGCGAGGAUGGUAGCUGUGGUGGUGAAGUGGAUGGAUUCCACAGGCUUUGGACAAAGACACCAUGACUUGCUGGUGGCUUAGCCAAGAGGGAGAAACUGGGAUUCCUAUCAUGCUAACAGAGUGACCACUGCCAUCCCAGGAGGAGUUACUACUACCUGGGAAUGGUUUAAAAAAAAAAAAAAAAGUAACUCCAUGGCUGGGGGAGUAUUCCAGGUAGCAAAAGAUUUAAAAUAACUAAAAAUUUUUUAAAAAUUAAAAAAAAAAAAAAGAUAUAUUUCAGAGGAAAACUCUUGAGUCUGUCAUCUUCCUAAAGCAUUUGCCCCCUAGCAAGACUCAGGCUGAUAGCAGGAGGGGGGGAAGAGAUGCUCCAACAGUCAAGGGAAAAGGGACCAUUACCCAAGCUGGGAGGCUGCUAACCUUGGAGGCUUUAUCAUCCCCUCCCCCUUUCCACUCCUACCUCCGGCCAGCCCAGCACUGAAAUUUCCACCCUAGGCAAGUUGUGACUGGGCAGCCAGGGGCAGCCAGCAGUGGUGGGAUUGGAUGCAGGAUAAAGUGUGCAGUGCCAACAGUUGUCAAAGAAAGGAAAUUUCAAAGGGUCAGCUGCUCCAACGGAUGGAACAUGCCUAAGACAUGCAUAAAUUGGAGGGACAUAGAAAUCAGAGCCUCAGUUAAGUGGGAGAGACUGGAGAGGAGAAACCACAGCUGCAGGCAGCCUGCCAUCACCUGAACAGGUCCCCACCCUAAAAAACCUAAAAAGUAGACCGAAGCAAUUCUCUCCCCUCCUGAGGCUCCCCAUCACCUGCUCAGAGAAAUCCAGGCUUCUCAGUAGUCAGGCCCUUCUCACAUCCAGGGCUCAUCUCCCCUUACCACUCCUUCCCUGGUGUCCUCAGUCCACCAAUUAUUCCAGUCAGUAGAACAGCAGGGUUGCCAAACUGGUAGCCUGUGGGAUGUUUGUGUAAUCUGUAGCGGAUGAAAAUGUUUUACAACAGUUGCCAGCAUUAAAAAAUUGGGCGACUUCACAUAAAAUUCUGGAUGUAUGGCUUCUUAAAAAUUUAAGUCUUACAACACUAUAUAUACAUUUUUCAUGUUUUAUUCAAGUAGUUUUAGGGUUUCUUUUUUUAAUGUUUAAAUCUAUCUGAAAUUUACUCUGGCGUAAUGAAUGAAGAAUUUUUUCUCCUCACACGGCUAACCCACUAUAUUUUAGACAAAACUUCCCACAAAUCUACUUUCUAGAUUUGGGUCUCUUUGUUGCAGUCUCAUUUUAAAGAACAUAUUUCAAUUCUGAGACUCCUAAGCUGGUGGGAAAUUAAACUCCCCCCUUUAGCUCCGGAUAGGAAACCGUUACCCAGAACUAGUUUCUCAGGCAGAAUAGCUCUACUAUUCUGCCAAACCCUCAGGCUUUUGAGACUAGCAUUUGAGUGGAGACUAGGUCACCCGGGCCAACAUGACAGCAGCAGAGGAAGGGCAAGCCUGAAACCUCAAAACCGGCCACCAUCGUUGUCUUUUGCCACAGGCUCCACACAGGGUCAGUCUAUUCCUGGGAAGAAGCCUGCCUUUGUCCCUUGCCUUAUGGUGUAAUGUGGUCCCUUCUCAGGAUAAAUUCUAGCCUUGGGUGAGCUCGUCCUCUCCCAAGGCUUCAGUGGGCAGGCAUGUCUGUGGCAAGCGAUUCACAAACCCUCCACUCCAGCCCUCCUGCCGGCACCAAUCCACAGCUCCACCCGGCUCCCUACAGGCCGUGCCGACACAGAUAUCCCCCAGGAACCUUCAUCUCAACACCUACUUCAAAAACCUCUCGUACUCCACACUCCUGUGGUUCCAGGCUCAACGAUCAACAUCUCCAUCCUUCCCUUCCAGUCCUUCAGUCUUGAAAUCCUCCUCGGCCUCCAAAGUCUCUCUCUCUCCCAUCCACUCUCCUUUUCUACUCCACUGCCACUAACUAGUUACUGCUUUUAUCAUCUCUGGCUCCAGCAGCAAGAAAUGUCUAAUAUCUGGGUUCCCUUUCCAUCUCCUCCAAGCUACCUCCAGGUGUCUGACGGGGUUGCUCCUAGCUCAGAAGUCCUGAGAGGUUCCCCGCUGCCAAGAAUCAAGUCCCAACUCCAAAGAGUGGCAUUCGAGGCCUUCCAUGCUGAUGACCCCAACUUCCCUUUCCCCCUAAUUCCUACCAUCACCACCCUCUAUACUUUCUUCCCUCCAUCUCAGACUGCUCAGUUUUCCAAGCCAGUCCAGCUACGAGGGAUGCCUGUUAACCCCUGGCCAUCCUUUGCCAGGGUUGUGACCACCAGGGGCAGAGAAUCUCUCCUUAGUCUCUAGACCUAUGCUGUCCACAACCCUAGCCUCUAGCCACAAAUGGCCUUUUGGUGCAUGAAACCAGGUUAUCAGAAUGGAGAUGUGCUCUAAGCGUUAAAUGUACUGGAUUUGAAAGACUUAGUACUUAAAAUAUGUAGGGCAUUUUAAUUUUCUACACUGACAUGUUGAAAUGUUUUAGAUAAAUGGAGUAAAAACGUUACUUUCAUGUUUCUUUUCACUUUUAUGUGGCCAUCAGAAAAUCUGAAAUUAUGUGACUCACUGUAUUUCUAUGAGCCUUCAUUUAUACAUUAUGCCUUUAUUCAGUUCAGCAAUACUUCUAAGCACCAACUAUGAGCCAAGCACUCUUAUCACAGUAGAUGCAGUGGUGAAAAAAACAAGGUCCCUGACCUCAAGGAGCUUCUGGUCUAGGUGGGGGCUUACAUCUAGUUGUGGUUUAUAAAUGUAUACAAGUCUAGACGACUCUGCUUAAUAUUACACAAUGAACAAAUGAUCAUCAAGUACUAACCAUACACUCUGUAC
Zalophus californianus (California sea lion) is the source of this 6897-nucleotide messenger RNA. It is a transcript of the gene KCNAB1, whose product is annotated as potassium voltage-gated channel subfamily A member regulatory beta subunit 1. The record is from RefSeq and is a predicted model, not a curated record. NCBI's taxonomy places the organism in Eukaryota, Metazoa, Chordata, Mammalia, Carnivora, Otariidae. The coding region runs from base 753 to 2096 and encodes 447 amino acids. Gene Ontology annotation, molecular function: voltage-gated potassium channel activity; potassium channel regulator activity; transmembrane transporter binding. Gene Ontology annotation, cellular component: cytoplasm; juxtaparanode region of axon; extrinsic component of cytoplasmic side of plasma membrane. The transcript is spliced from 13 exons. Gene Ontology annotation, biological process: potassium ion transport; transmembrane transport; negative regulation of delayed rectifier potassium channel activity.